Molecule: messenger RNA, 846 nt
Organism: Olea europaea var. sylvestris
Lineage: Eukaryota; Viridiplantae; Streptophyta; Magnoliopsida; Lamiales; Oleaceae
Product: 50S ribosomal protein L12, chloroplastic-like
Exons: 1
Coding region: 64-639 (191 amino acids)
Biological process (GO): translation
Cellular component (GO): ribosome
Molecular function (GO): structural constituent of ribosome
Source: RefSeq, a predicted model, not a curated record
CAUUAUCCUAUCAUCUUCAUCUUCUUCCACACUCCCACUCUCUCUCUCUCUCUAAAUUCAACAAUGGCUUCCACAUUAUCCUCAAUCACCCUCCCUCCAUCCACUUAUCAAACACCCUCAGCUGCUUAUCCUGCGCAUCCUUCAGUCACCUUUCCAAAACAAUCCAUUGAAUUCCCCCAAAAGACCAACCCCAAACUCCGAGGCCGCGCCACUUUCCUCCGUCCCCUGGCGGCCGUAGAAGCUCCCGAAAAGGUUGUCGACCUCGGUGACCAGAUCUCAAACUUGACGCUUGCUGAUGCUCAGAAACUUGUCGAGUACCUCCAGGACAAGCUCGGUGUUUCUGCUGCUUCUUUCGCCCCCGUAGCCGCCGUUGCCGCUCCUGCUGGGGCGGGAGUCGCGGAUGCUCCCGCUGCGGUCGAGGAGAAGACGGAGUUCGACGUGAUGAUUGAGGAGGUGCCGAGCAACGCGAGGAUUGCUACUAUUAAAGCAGUUAGGGCUUUGACUAAUUUGGCUUUAAAGGAAGCCAAGGAAUUGAUUGAAGGAUUGCCGAAGAAAUUUAAGGAGGGAGCAUCUAAAGAUGAAGCUGAGGAAGCCAAAAAGCAGCUCGAAGAAGCAGGUGCUAAAGUCUCAAUCGCUUAGGGUUUUUUUGUUCCCCUUUUUUUAUAUAUUAUUUUCUUUUUUUCAAUUAAAUAUCAAAUUGUAUGGAAAUUGUGAUAAAUUUUGAAUGAUUUCUGUACUUAAGUCUUGGUUGUAGAUGCAGUCAAUCUUAUUACCAGUCAUUCGCUCUGAACCCAACAUUUCGAUUACGAAAUUCUGUGUUUGAACUGAUCUGCUUGUUUCAUUCUA